GCAGUGAGCAAGACAGCAACUAGACAACCAGACGCGGAAUCAACAUAUUCUCGUGCCCAUCAAAGGAAGCGACGACGUGCUGACAUUUUAUAUAAAUAAGUCUUCCAAAUGCUACAUCGUGUAAUAAUAUCUUAAUCUGUUGGGAUGAAUUCCUCGGUACUAAAGCCAGUUCUAGGAUUAGCGAUACCUGGUAUCUAUUUAGUUUAUAGGUAUCAACAACUAAGAAGAAGCGAAAAGGACAAGAAAGAAAAGCGGAAAAUCACAGAAAAGGAGUUAGAUAUCCUCAACAGAAAAAUUGAAAAGCUUUUGAAGAAACUAGACAAAUACGAUCUUUCAGAACCUGCCCACUCAAAAGAAGAAGAGUGCGUGGUCUGCCUGAACACCAAGGCAUGUAUCCAUACGUUUCCAUGCGGUCACAAAAUAAUCUGUCGCAAGUGUUUUGUGAAGACAAUCCAAAUCGCUGUUUCACAGCGCGUUUUGCCUUUGCGUUGUGUAAUGUGCCGGACUCGAAUUGAUCGACUGAAGCAUCCUGUUCAUAACACCAUAUUGUAAAAAGCGGUCUUCAUGCCCACGUCAGUCUGCACGAUCACUGCUAUUGCAAGUCCAUACCGCUCCUAAGAAUGUCAAGACUGAGAUCUAGCAAUACCUUAUUAAAUUGUUUGACUGUCAAAACCGAACCAUGAGGCAUUGUUUGACAGAAAGAUCUGGAAAGAAUGCUUCGCUUUUAUAUCUGAAAGUGAUUGUUGCUUCAUCCGAUCAGACGUGUGUCUACAAAUAUGUGUUUCCGUAAUGAAAAAGUGUCAUUUACAUCGAAUCAAUCAUGUUAUCAAUGAAUGAAUAAUGUUGUCUUCUUGCUUUACAACAUAAUGAUAGUACUGAUGUAGUGUAUUCCAAUAUUUUGUAGGAAUAGUAUUAGCAGUACAUAGCACAGUACAUUAUAUGAUUGAAAAAUGUAAUAUCAAAAAUGGUUUCUUUAUUUAAAUAUUUGAGAAAGAUAGAGUGAAGCUUUAUGUAAUUCAUGUUCUGAUGAACAAACAAAAAAAUGUUCAAUCAUAAAUAUAUAAAUUGUUUAUAGAAAAAAAAUUAUGAGUCAACAUGUAGGCCUUAUUGAAUAAUAGUAAAGACUAUUGCACAAUAAUAAAUAUAUAUUAUAUAUCUGAUUUAUGUAGCACUCUAAGGCCUCUCCAUGCUUGACUUUAUUACUUACUUCAGUCAUUGCAUUAUACACCUAUGGAACACAUUGCACCCUGCUUCUUUGGUGUACAGUAGUAUUUCAUAAUGUUGCACUUUACCCAGUCAGUGGUACUGAAAAGUUUUAAAUGCCAGUGAACUGACAUUUACACCCCACAGGUACCCACAAUUUCUGGGUGAAUAGAUACAAUUUAAGAUGAAUUGUCUUGACAAAGAACACAAAAUAAAUUGUUAUAUUUGAACCCUUAAUCUUUUGAUUGGAAGGAUACUGGGCUGCAUAAUAUCUAUCAGCGAUUGGUAUUUAUUAUAUGUACAUACAUAACAUGUAAUAUAAAUACUCUAUGAACUUUACUGUAUUAUUAUAUAAUACAGUACAUACUUAUCCUACAUGUUGUGUAGUAUAAAGAUAUAUAAGAAUAAGAUAUUUUCAGAAAUUUUCCUAGUAAUUAAUAUAAAUUAUCUUUUUCAUGUUUGUAAAGCUUAUUAAGUUGUUAUUUUUUUCAAUCGAUAAGUAAUGACCAAACCAUAUGUUUGUGCAAUAUAUCUCAACUGUAGUGUGACUCAAUUAAGUGAAAAUGAAAUAGCCAUGAUCAUGCGUUGCACCUAUGGGUAGUUUGCAUUUAUCAUUAUUGCUAUUAACUGUACUAUUUGUUUGAGUAAACACAUCCAAUGCUAGACCCAGAAAGAAUGGGGUUGGCCAAAGCAUCAAGUCUUCUGUUUUGAUUGCCAAAUUGCAAAUUUCAUUUAAAAAAAUUGUUAUUGAACUUUGACCCCACACUGUCAGACCUUUCCCUGUGUCCCCCCCACCCCAAUUAGACAUUCUAGAUUCAUCCCACAAUUAUUAAGAAUUACUUUUGUUAUGUAUGCUUUGAGUUUAUUGCAUACAUAAUUUGCUUAGAUAUGUAUUAUUUGCCAAUAGUUUUACUCUUAUUUAAAAAAAAAAAACCACAAUUUUUUGCCACUUUUUUAACAGUAGUAUAAGUUAAAUAUUUUGCGACGUUUUUUAUAGGAAAUAUUUCAUGUUUAAUUUACUAUAACCAUGGGGGUAUUAUAGUAUACAAAUAUUAACUGCUUAUGAGGGGAAUGGUGAAAUCUAUUGUCCCGAGGUGAUGUGGAGAUCGUAGCCUAUCUUAUAGGUUACGGUCUCCACAUCACUGAGGGGCAGUAGAUUUCACUGUUCCCCAAAUAUAGAGCAGUCAAUAUUUGUUUUAUAUACCUCAUACAUAGAUUCUACGAGGCCUAAAAAAGUACUUACUUCCUAGCCUGUUAUAUUAGAGGCAUACUAGGCCUACUACUCGACUAGCUAGGCCUAUAGGCCUAGGCGAUCAAAGAGUGUGUCUAGCUCUUCUUUGCUUAUUUCCUAAAUUUCAACAGUACCCAUUGUCUUGCAAUAUAUUUGUCAAAUAUUGAUAAGACAUAUUUAAUUUGUCUUUUGGUGCUUUUGCUAUCGGCUUCAUCAAGAAGUAAUGCUAGGCCUAGGCUAGUACAGUACUCCUUCAUUUCGAAAGGAGCAGCCUCCAUUAUUUGUUUAUCGUCUACUCGCUGAUCCGCGAGUUCAUGACGCGGUCAGAGAAUAAUCUCGUCGUAGAGGUUGCAGUCCCCUUUACCAGCGCAACGUGAUGUAGUGAGCCUAGAGUUUGCACAUCGCAACAGGUCAAAAAAAGUAUUAUUUUUGACGGGAGUAGUACUUUUUGAGGGGAAUAGUACUUUCUAUUGCCCCGCUUCUUAACCAAUCAGAUGCCUAGAAUCUAUGUAUGAGGUAUAUAAUAUGCUAUCUCUCCUUAAGUGCCAUUCUACUAGAAAGACGCUUUUAAUUUUUUAUUAAAUCCCAGCCUUCUAAUAAUGAAGAACGCAUUCUCCCUUCAAAUUUUCAAAGUGCAAGUGUAACCAACAUAUAGUUAUCUAACUAUUUAUAGCAUUUGACAAUCUAUGUCAUUAUCCAAUUAAUGUUACUCAAAUUAAAUAAAUUGAAAUUCUAUUAGAUGCCAAUCAUCUCAAUAUUAGCCUAGUAUUAUGGCCAUGAUUGAACUUCAAUAGAAGAAGACAGUAGAUUGGCUGCUCAGAAAUCAAAUUUUAAAAUCAAUAAAAUAGCCUUAAAAAAAUUAUGUCAAGUUUUAAGACAACAAUAUGAUCAUUAUUAUUAAUGAUAGUUUGUGACAAUAAAGAAAAUAUAUAUGUAACCUUAAGCUAUUUGAACCAACCCCCAGGGACCAGUACUAUUAACUACCCACAUUAAAUCGCAAUUUGAAUCCACCAACAACUAAUUUAAAUGUAUAAAAUCUGUUUUGAUGGAUGAUUUCCCUAUCCAAAAAAUAUUGAUCUAUAUAUUUAUUCAGCUACAAUUCUGAAAUUUGAGACAUCAGGAUGAAAUGCUUAUGUAAAUAUAGUACUGUACCCUCAAAUUUAAUAAAAAAUAUUCAGCUGUUAUCAAAUAUUA
Anneissia japonica is the source of this 3628-nucleotide messenger RNA. Its product is annotated as mitochondrial ubiquitin ligase activator of NFKB 1-like. NCBI's taxonomy places the organism in Eukaryota, Metazoa, Echinodermata, Crinoidea, Comatulida, Comatulidae. The record is from RefSeq and is a predicted model, not a curated record. The transcript is spliced from 3 exons. Bases 145 to 552 code for a protein of 135 amino acids.